AUGGUUUGCAAGUUGGUUAUUUUUUCACUCUUCGCAGUUGCAAUAAUUCAGUCCAAAAAUCAUCAGGUUUCACCGCGAGCGAUCACUGACACCGGCCGAGAAUGGUUGACAGGAUUUAUGGCGGAAAAAAUAAUUCUAGUACCAAAUAAAAUCAUGAAGGCAGCUUCACCCGAUCAAAUCAACCACAUGAUCGCGGAAGUUGCCAAAAUGAACAUGACUUUCAAGCCAGUCAACGAAAUGACGCGUACCGAUUUUGCAGAGCUGCAGCAGGAGAUUAUAACGCUUUUAAAUCACACAAUAGAAGAAAAACAUCUUGAAGAAUAA
Cotesia congregata is the source of this 324-nucleotide messenger RNA. Lineage: Eukaryota; Metazoa; Arthropoda; Insecta; Hymenoptera; Braconidae. The record is from the annotation of a GenBank genome assembly.